Molecule: messenger RNA, 1958 nt
Organism: Thamnophis sirtalis
Lineage: Eukaryota; Metazoa; Chordata; Lepidosauria; Squamata; Natricidae
Source: RefSeq, a predicted model, not a curated record
UUCCGAGGAGGAGAAUGGAGUCUUCCUUUGACCCCGUUCUGAGUGAUACCAUGGAAGAUAGAAAAACAGUGGAUUCAGAAUGUAAAACAACACAUGUUCCUUCCAAUGAUUUUCACCUCCUGAGUGAAGAAAAAUUUGAUUUUGACCUUUCACUGUCUCCCACAAGUGAAAAUGAAGAUGAAGUUUUUGUUGGACCAAUGAACCAUAAAGAAAAGUGUAUUGCUGUGCGACUUGAAUCCCAGGAAGAGAGUCAAAAUAAAACUCAGUCACAUGACCUACCUUGGAGCCCUCCUGCUGGAGAUAAAUUUGUGGAAAUAUUUAAAGAAGCUCGCUUGCUAGCUUUCCAGCUUAAAAGUGGAAACAAACCAGACAAAAAUAAUACUAUUCAUCCGAGGGAGGGAAAGACAGAGGUGGUUGAAAAGUUUGUGAAAGAAUCAAAGUCAAAACUGAAAAUCUUUGAAAAAGGAAUAGUGGCAGAUAAAACACCAACAACCCCUAGAAGAGAGACAUACUGUCUAUGGGAAAGCCCAAUCAGUCAACUUCAGAAGCGUUUAAGGCAACCUGUCACAAUAAUGGACCGCCCACGUUCUCUGAACACACCAAGUCCUGCUAAAACAGAUAAGUUACCUAAAAUGCACUCUGUAUCCUCACCCCAAGCAAAGAAUAACACAAGCCUUCAAAAUAGAAGCAAAUUUCAGACUGCAAAAACAUCACCUGCACCUAGAAAUAAGAACUUAAUAGCAGGGGAGCCCAAACAAGGAAAAUUGCCUAGUUCUUCCAGCAGGAUUUAUUCAAACAGUAUGGGAUCAUCUGAAGAUUUGCUCUCUGACAAAUCAAGCGUCACUUCGGAUGCAGGAGAAUUGUCAUUUUGUACCAGUUCAUCCAUGCAAAGCAAGAGAACUCUUCCUACUCCCAGCAAGUUGGAAAUGAAGACGAGACAACUGAAACCUCCUAAUGUUCGUAUGCGAAGAAAUACUUCAUCUUCCUCCUCCUCCUCUAUUUCCAGCAUGAAUUCAAGUUUGAAUUCAAGCCUGCCAAUUUCUCCUAAAAGUGGAAGUGUCAAAACAAGUAUUACAAAAGCUCCUGCAGACAUCUCUGGGCGCUCUUCUGUAACAAGCAAGAUUUCCAUAGUUAAACCUAUGAAAGGAUUGUCAGUGAAUGCUGCCCACGCUGAUGCAUCUGGAAAACAACCCACACCCAAAUGUGCUAAAGAAAAUCCUGUGAAUACACCCAAAUUUAAAGCUCCCCUGACAUCUGAGAGUGCAAGCAAUAAUCUGCAGAAAGGUUCAGAUUCUUGUCUUCAAAAAGUAUUAUCAAAAAACACAUUAGGAAACACAAGUUCAAGUCUUAAACUUAACUCUAAAACAGCAGCUCCAAACUUAAAGCUAGAAAAUGAAGUCCCCAGAGUAUUGCAAUCAAAUACUGUAUUAUCCAAUAGCAAUAUUGAAAGCAAUGUUGCAUUUUCCACACCUGUCAAACAAUUACAAAGAACGGUAUUAAAAUCCUGCUCUGCUGUGAAGCCUUUUUUACGGACUCCUGACAGAAGGCAUUCCAUAUUGCCUAUCUCUGUUGGUCGAAGUAUCUCGGGAAUUCCAACACUGACCCCCCAAAAAGUGCCCAGAAAAAUGACACCUCCUAAUUGUUUAGCUCUUCGACACAUCUCUAGUGCGUCUUCUAAAAAGACUACAGAAAUUAGUUCUAAAUGUGUGACUAACAACAAGACAUGCAUGUCUUCAAGCCCAUCUUCAACAGAAGGAGACUUAUCUCCACCAAAAAUUAUACCUAUCGCACUUACUUUUUCACCAGAUAAACCUUUUAUCAAAAUAGAACAAGACAUUACUAAAAAAGGGGAAAUAGCAGAAGUAAUACUAGCUAAAGAGCUAAUAGAUCUGAGCUCUCCUUUGAUGAAACUAAGUCCUGAAGGAAAUAAAGAAAAUUCACCUCUUCUGAAAUUCUGA